AAGAUGGCGGAAAAUUUGAAAGAGUGCAGAGUAGCAUGUCUUACCUCGGUGAACCAGCUAGAGGUACUUUGCCGAGAGGAUGGGAUCAUCUGCAGCGAGCUUGGGAUCAACGGGCACAACCUGCUUGAUUAUGAGGUGGAAUACAUCUGUAACUAUCAACGGAAAAUCUUUACUGUUGGAAAAACACAAGAAGUGCAGGAGCUUUUCUUGGUGAAAUGGAAAGGCUUUCCAGAGUCAAUGAACACCUGGGAGACUCGGAAGAACCUGAAGUGCACUGAUUUGCUCAGCCAGUUCUGGGAGGACCUUACACGAGAGCUGCUGCGAUUGAAGAAGCGCACUAUUCCCAAAAAACUAGACGCUUCUAUCGUUUCCCAUCUCAUUCAGCAAUCCAAACUCAGGAAGACCCUUCAGCUAUGGGAGACUCACCUGAACAGCCUGGGUAGGGACAAGGGUCGCAUCCGUGUUGAAAAUGUGGUGGACUUUGAGGGCCCACCUAAGAACUUCACCUACAUUACUGACUUUAAAGUGGGCGAUGGCAUUUUCCUUAACGAGGUGGCUGUCGGCUGCGAGUGUACGGACUGUCUAAACUGUCCUGACGAGGGCUGCUGUGCCGGAGCCUCACAGCACAAGUUUGCUUAUAACGAAUUGGGACAAGUGCGCAUUCGGCCAGGCCUGCCCAUCUACGAGUGCAACAAGCGCUGCUGCUGCGGGCCUGAGUGCCCCAACAGAGUGGUACAAAAGGGCAUUAAGUAUUCACUGUGCAUCUUCAGGACAAACGAUGGCAGGGGCUGGGGGGUACGGACCUUGGAGCGUAUUCGCAAGAACACUUUUGUCAUGGAGUAUGUAGGAGAGAUCAUUACUACAGAGGAAGCAGAAAGGCGAGGUCACAUCUAUGAUAAAGAAGGAGCCACCUACCUGUUCGAUCUGGAUUAUGUGGAUGACGAAUAUACAGUGGAUGCAGCUCACUAUGGCAACAUUUCUCACUUUGUCAAUCACAGUUGUGAUCCAAAUCUUCAGGUGUAUAACGUGUUCAUAGAAAACCUAGAUGAAAGGCUGCCACAGAUAGCUUUCUUUGCCACUCGUACCAUCUGGCCAGGACAGGAGCUCACCUUCGACUACAAAAUGCAGAUUGAUCCAGUUGAUGCAGAGAGCACAAAGAUGGACUCCAAUUUUGGUUUGAAGGAUAUCCCAGGUUCUCCAAAGAAGCGCACACGUGUGGAGUGCAAGUGUGGCGUGGCAUCAUGCCGAAAGUAUCUCUUUUAGAUAACUUGCAGGCUGUUCAUAAUAGUGGAUGUAAUGACAUGCCUGACAGAUUGGAUACCUCGUUAUACUUCAACACAAAACGCUGAACUGAUUAUUAACUGUUAUAGCACAGUUUACUUGAAAGAAUACGCUAUGUGAGGCUUCUUUUUAAAAUGCACUGGUUUGG
Molecule: messenger RNA, 1429 nt
Organism: Trichomycterus rosablanca
Lineage: Eukaryota; Metazoa; Chordata; Actinopteri; Siluriformes; Trichomycteridae
Gene: suv39h1b
Product: SUV39H1 histone lysine methyltransferase b
Exons: 6
Coding region: 4-1263 (419 amino acids)
Cellular component (GO): nucleus
Molecular function (GO): zinc ion binding; protein binding; histone H3K9 methyltransferase activity
Source: RefSeq, a predicted model, not a curated record